AAAUAAGUCUAUAUAGUUAUUGCGAACUAUGCGUUCGCACAAAGACUAAUAAUGUCUGCGGCGAGCUGCGGAAAUGUAAUCUCGCGAGCAUCGAGAGCGGUAAUUGUGGUGCGGUAAACUAUCACCAUCGCUCACCAUAGCACCAGUGCAAUGCAAUGACGAGCAGUAGACGACGAUCAAACGGUAUCCGACGCGUGAACGCGAAAAGUAUAUCACGACAGUGCGGACGCGACCUUCGUUUAUGCAGAAAGAUAAUCGAUAUUUUUCGCAGCUUCAGAUAAACUCAUCCUGUGCAUGACGUAUAUCUGGGAAUAACGCAGUUUCUGCAUGUGAUCAUAAUAUCGGUAGUGAAACUCCCACCAGAUUGCAACGUGUUCCGCAAUAAAUACCACAUUCUUUCGAGCACAUUACUGUAUUGUGUCUGCAUUGAUUUCUAAGAUCGUACGAAGAUGUCGUUUCGAUUAUUGAUUUUCUUGCUUCUGGUAUGCUGUUGUUACUUUGUCACUGCUACCAAGAGAAUGAGAGUGGACGGCAAGUCUUACACGGUAUCAGCGUAUCCGGAUGACUGCAAAAAGUACGUGAUGUGUAGCGAAGGCCGGUGCAAGCUGGAGACUUGCGAGCCCACUUACGUUUUCGACCCGGCCACCUCCACCUGCACCCACCGGCGCGGAUCUGUCAGCUGCGGCUUCCAGCUCUCGCGAAAAUCGCGACGCUAAGAUCGCCGAUGUGUUGUAACUGUCUUCUCCCCUCCGUGACAAAGUUCCGAAGGUGUUCAAUAAAAUACUCUGUAUGAAACAACAAUUCCAUCCAUUUGUCAUCCCGUGUUGUUUGUGUCUGCGUUCCUUGUGUCGGUCCUUUUAUAAAGCCGCCUUGCGAUAAUCAUUAACGAAUAAAAGUUUGCUCGUGCAUUGUCAAUUGGCAAAUAGGUCUGUUUGCAGUCGCUUGUUCAUUGCGUCAACUCGCACGCAUACAGGCGCUUUUUUUUCGCUUUAUGCGUGUGUGCGCGAGCUUAUUAAGCCGAGAAUUCUCUCCUUCUCUCUCCGCUGUGUUAUCUGUGUUCUCCCAUUUUCCCUCGCUGCUGCACGUUCGGCGUACCACAUAAGACGAACCUCGACCUCUUCGGCAGAUAACCCUUUGAUUUCCCUGAACCGAAGUACUUGUUGUCUCUCUAUCUGCUUCGGUCUGUUGAUAUACACUUCUAUGAAAUGCGGCGCUGGUUGACCGUUGGAUACGAUGCCACGAUUUCAUGUGGAACCGAGAAUCAGUACAGUACGAUGCUCGGUAUAUUGUGGAAGCAUCGAAAAUGACGAUGUGUUUUAAUCGUUUCCUCUGCGUCGCGCUCUACCUCAUCUAUAUUGCCGUUUUUUCUUCCGCGAUCUAUGAUCCAAGCUUGACAACUACGAAACCACCGGAGCGUCGUGAAUCGGUGCUUCCUUGGCAUUCGUUUGAUAAAGAGAACAAAUCACGCAUUCAGAUAGAAUCUCGUUCUCCAAAAUGGCAAUCACGGGAUAAUAUUUCGCCCAAACCUAGUACAAAGAAUUGGAGUCCUUGGUGGAAGGCUCCUGACAGCGAAAUCGAACAAAGAAAGCAGGUUGACAUUCAGGAUAAUAUUCCUGAGCAAGUUCCCGAGCAAGUGUCUGAACAAAUUUCUGAGCAGAAACGUAACUUUGAUAAAUCGGAUCAACAAAAAGAAAAUGUGAAAUCUUUUGGACAUGGAGAAUCCGAUAAAAAAUACGGGCGCUUCAAGGAUGAUUCAAAAUACGGAAAUCGGCCUCAAAACGAAAUUGAUUUUGCGUAUAAGCAACCGCCGAGAAGUGACGGUGCGAAAGAUACGUAUGUGGAAUUUGAGAACGAGAAUUUGUAUGAAGGCAUAGCCACUGAUAGCACGAAACCACGAAAGGAAAAAAUACUUUUUUCACGAAAACCGCAGCAGAAAGUGGCUCGAUACGAUUCUCGACUCGGUGUUCAAUGUCCGGAUCACAAUUCCACCGGGCAAUUUGUUUAUCCGCCUGAUUGCAAGUUUUUCGUCAAUUGCUGGAAAGGCCGCGCGCUUGUCCAACCGUGUUCUCCAGGCACUCAUUUUAAUCCUGAUACUUUAGAGUGCGAUUUUCCGCACAAAGUGAAAUGCUACGAGAGUGAAUUCAUCGAUUUUAGGGAGCCAUUAAACUCUGAAUCUCAAGUUGAUCGAAAGUCGGAGAAGUUGCAAGAACCAAAAUGUCCGCCUUAUUUGACGGGUUUGUUGCCACAUCAUGGAGAUUGCACAAAAUUUUUGCAAUGUGCGCACGGUGCAACCUACAUUAUGAAUUGCGGUCCUGGAACAGUUUUCAAUACAGCUAAUGGUGUGUGCGAUUGGCCAUAUAAUGUAAAGGGCUGCGAAGAUACUUUUAAAUCUCAUGAAGAUGACAAAGUACCGUUUACGCCUCCAUUUGCGGAUUUUGAACAUGACAAAUCGAGAUACACCGAAAUAAAGAAGAUUAGUUGUCCUACGGAUUUCACUGGAUUAUUGCCUCAUCCGGAAACGUGUAAAAAAUUCCUUCAAUGUACGAACGGUGGUACUUUUGUGAUGGAUUGUGGUCCUGGAACAGCCUUCAAUCCUCUUACGACGGUUUGCGAUUGGCCUUACAAUGUGCCCAGUUGUAAAACAGAUAAAUCCGAUGAUAGAGCGCAUGGAACGGGGAGUAAGACGUGGUCACCAUCUACUGGACGUACCGCACCAUGGUCAAACUCGGGUCGAUAUAAUCACACAACUGGUGGUCACGUCUCUUGGCCGGGAUACAGUGCGACAACACAUAGGCCAACAUGGAGACCAUUCACGACGACCUCGAGUCCACACUGGACACCAACAUGGACAACUGCGAGGCCGUCUUAUGAUCGUCCUGGGCAUGCUUAUCACGGAGAAAGCCGAUACAAAGAUCAUGGACCGUACACUUGGCAACCAAGCAGUGGAAAUGUGGGUCGUCCUUCCGAUAGCAAAUAUGAUCAAAGUCCAGAUAGGCAAUGGACAGAAAGUCAAGGGACUGUUCAAGAUCCACACGGAGGUCAUCCCGAUUAUCCAGGAAAAUCAUGGCCGUAUGAACAUAAAAGUCAAGAUCACCAUCACGGAUAUCAUCCUCCUGGUUACCAUCAUCCUCCCGGUUACCAUCAUCCUCCCGGUUACUAUCAUCCUCCCGGUUACUAUCAUCCUCCCGGUUAUCAUCAUCCUCCCGGUUAUCAUCACCCUCCCGGUUCCUAUCAUCCUCCCGGUACUUAUCAUCAGUAUCCUUACGAUUACGGAUCCGCACCCCCAGCAAAUCCUAAUUGGGACUCAGGUAGCCGUACGAGUGAUCGAGGAUACGAUCAACAAUACCACGAGGGACACAAUCCGACGGGUGACGGUUCUCAAUGGCGUCCCGAUUACAAUUAUCCUCAUAAUAUUCGCCCGCAUUUCGACGACACUACGGUGGACGAAACAGAACAGAAGCAAUUGCAACCACAUUUCCCUCCCGGAAGAUACGAUAAAAAAGAUAACGUUCAGUUUCCCGAUAGACAGAAUAAAACAAAGUUUGGCGUCGACAGAAAUCUGCCAGCAAAUACCGGUUAUGAUUUCACGCCGAAUAGACAAGAUUAUGGUAGGAUGAAUCCUGGAUUUCAUCCCAGCUUCAAUCGUACUGCUCCACCCACUGGAAAUGUUUUCCUAAAUAGUGAUAAUAAAUUUGGGGAUUGGAAUGAGACCAAAGAUGGAUCGCCACAACAUAGACCACCUCCACCUUGGAUAGGACAAGAAAAUACUGCUUGGAAUCAUCCGGACAGAUCUGGUUUCAAGCCGAGUACACGAUAUGAUUCGCAAGAUCGACGACCAACACAGACGAAAUGGGAUGAAGAUACAAUCGAUUCGGACGAUAAACUGCAUCGAUGGCAUUCCGAAAGUAAUAUUUAUCAAGAAACGACUGAUAGAGAGGCAGAUACAAAAAUAGCACAGUGGGCGUCAAGGACUAAUGUCUUUCUAAACUCGAGGGGUCAAGUAGAUUUAGAAACUAAGAAUACGACUCAAUAUCCGAAAGUAAACCAAUAUCCAGAUGGAAUAUAUGUCAAUGUAAAUGGUAUAAAAGGCCAUUUCAUUACGAAAGAAAUUGAGAAUAAUCAAGGACAUUCGAAGAUCCAUCAACCGUAUGAUGCUCAGAAAUCCCGCAACUGGAAUAAUAUUCUUAAUAGCACUGAUUAUCAACCACUCAUCAUAACGACAACUCCGGUGACAAUAACAACAGGAGUGUUUCUAAAUAAAUUACCUGAAGUGGCAAGAAAAGAAAGAGAGUUUAUGGACACUACGAGCCCAAAGGAGUCGCAUAAUUUUUCUGACGAGGAAAUAAGUGAAACAAAUUCGGAAUCUCGAGAUAUCGAACCCGAGAUAAAUGAUUAUGAUGUAGAUGUGUUGGAUGAUAAAAAUACGUGGAAGCCCAGGUUGGUUUUUGAAAAUAAGACUGUGACUACGACAACUCCAUCGGUUAUUAUGAGAAUCGGUCCGAAAAAUGUCGACGUUGAACUUUUUAACAUUGAAGCGGCACCGUUUAAGGAAGAGGAACCUCCGUUCCCAGUUUAUUAUGUGCAUCCGGUGCAAUCACUAAAUGGUUUAAGAAAGUCCGAUCGAUUUACACCUCUAUCCGGCCAGACAAUUCGCUUGAGAGGUGGUUCUGCCGCUAAUGAUGGUUAUGUUGAGGUGCAAGGUACAAUGCCUGGUUGGGGCAUAGUAUGCGAUUCUAGAAACAGUUGGACACUAAAGGAAGCUCAUAUUUUAUGUAGACAACUCGGUUAUAUUAGAGGCGCUGAAAUGGCUUGGCAAGGUAGAAACAACAAUCGCGAUGGAGUGCCAACUUGGAUCGCUGCAAACAGUGUAACAUGCUUCGGCAACGAGACUAGAUUCCAAUCGUGCAAAUUCACGCAUAAUCAAGAGUGUCGCGUGGAUAGAGAUGCAAUCGGUGUGCGAUGCGCUCCCAAUCGUAUAGCACAUUGUCGCAAGGAUGAAAUAUCGCAUGAUGGACAAUGUUACCACUUAGCUGGUCCCGAUAGCGGACUCAAUCAUGGGGAAGCAUUGGAGUACUGCACACGAAGGAAUGCACGGGUCGUUGACAUCACUAGCCAGGCGGAAAACAACUUUGUGUCGGAGUGGCUAUUGCAAUCGCAUCCGGAAGUUAGCUCCAUCAUGACUUCCGGCUUUGGUUUCACCACCAUGAAUCACACCUUGUGGCUCUGGGAUGAUUCCACCCGAGCAAAAUUCAAAUUUACAAAGUGGUGGCCUGGAUGGAAGAAUGAUAUGAAACCAUUGCCGUGGGUAGGCUCUCGUCCUCAUUGUAUCGUAAUGAAACGGAAAUUUCCAUGCCACGAACGACCUGACACGAUAUGUAAUACAGAUUAUUUCUUCUGGGAUACUGAAGACUGCGCAACUGACUCGAAAGGACAUUUCUUUAUUUGCGAGAGACCUUAUGAUGACAUCGGUUGUGUUUACGGGAAAGGAAAUCAAUACAGCGGUAAAGCCAAUGUAACAGUAUCAGGAAAUGAAUGUCUCCCGUGGGCCGAUGACAGAAUCGCACAUCAAUUACGCGUGAAUGUUAUUAACAAAGAAAUUCAAGAGAAAUUGAAAAUGCAUAACUACUGCAGAAAUCCUAAUCCGGGAAAAGAAUCGAGACCAUGGUGCUUUACAGGAUCUGGAAAACGUGAAUAUUGCGACAUUCCUGCUUGUGGACAUAUCGAUCCAAAACGCUCUUUGCUGUCUGGUCAAUGCAAACCUAAACAUUUCGAAUGUAUACCUGGAGAAUGUAUUCCAUCUCCAUGGGUUUGCGAUGGAGAAGAGGAUUGCACAAAUGGUGCUGACGAAAGGACUUGCAUUAUGGAUCUCAGUCUCUUUGCAAAAUCCGCGAAGCAUAAACUUGACGGCUACGAUGUGGAAAAAUGGUUGAACACGCCGUUGAAAACAUGUGCUCUGAGAUGCAAAGAAGCUGAUUUUACUUGUCGCUCGUUUAAUCACAAAUCGGAUGGUAAUGUCUGUUUGUUAAGCAGCAGCAACAUCGGCUUGACUGGCGCACUUAAGUCUGACAAGCAAUUCGAUUAUUACGAAUUGAGGGAGAGAAGCAUAAACUGCGACGGCAUGUAUGUUUGCGACAAUCACAAGUGCAUAAAUGAAACACAAGUCUGCGACGGCAAAAACGAUUGCAAUGAUCGCAGCGACGAGAGCAUCUGCACGACUGAAAAUCUUGAUUACGAUAUCCGUUUGGCUGGUGCCAAUAAUAGCUACGAAGGUAGAAUCGAAGUCAAAAUUCUAGGACAUUGGGGGCAGGUAUGCGACGAUGGCUUUGGCAUGAUCAAUGCUGACGUCAUUUGCAAAGAGCUCGGUUUCGAUCUUGGAGCUUUGGAAGUUAGACCGGGAGGAUUUUAUGGAAAUCUCGAUCCACCUACGAGAUUUAUGGUGGAUCAGUUGAAGUGUCGCGGAGACGAGUCGACACUACGAGAAUGCGAUUUUAACGGAUGGGGAGUUCAUAACUGUCAGCCGGAAGAAGCUGUCGGUGUCGCGUGUAAGACCGCGGUCAAUACCUGUCAGGAAGGUUAUUGGAAAUGCGAUAAUAGUCCAACUUGCAUACAGACUCCGUUCAUUUGUGACGAAGUGGUUGAUUGUCCAGACCAAUCUGACGAAAGUCCGGAACAUUGCGACGCGCCGUUUGAAUUGCGCUUGGUGAAUGGCAGCAGCCCUAUGCAAGGCAGGGUGGAAGUACGUCAUCACGGUGUGUGGGGUACUGUGUGUGAUGAUGAUUUCACAAAUACCACAGCAACGGUUAUUUGUAGAUCAUUGGGCUACGGUGGUAUCGCAAUCGCCAAGAAAGAUGGAUACUUUGGGCCUGGCGAAGGACUAAUAUGGCUCGACGAGGUCUUCUGUCAUGGAAACGAAUCGCAAUUAUAUCGAUGCGAACAUAAUCACUGGGGUCAGCAUAACUGCGAUCAUAACGAGGAUGCAGGUGUCAUUUGUUCAGCUGGAGAUGUGAAUAAUGAUGGCAAGCCAUACUGGAUGAACAGUUCGGAACUUCCAAAACAAAAUAUCGACGAGCUUCUCCCAUCACAUUGUGGCAAACGUGCCAAAGAUUUUAACGACGAUGAAGAGUUGAUAUUUCAAAAAGUGGUGCAUGGAUCCGUAGCGCCAAAGGGCACCUAUCCGUGGCAGGCCAGCAUUCGGGUCAGAGGACAUAGCCGAUCGAAUCACUGGUGCGGCGCAGUCAUCGUAUCGCCUUUACAUGUGUUGACAGCGGCGCAUUGUUUGGAAGGUUACAACAAAGGCACUUAUUUCGUUCGUGCCGGAGAUUAUAACACAGAUAUAGACGAGGGAACGGAAGCAGAGGCCAAUAUCGAGGAUUACUAUAUACACGACGAAUUCCGCAAAGGCCACAGGAUGAACAACGACAUCGCUCUGGUUCUACUUAAGGGUCACGGUAUCCCGCUUGGCAAGGAUAUCAUGCCAAUUUGCUUGCCAUCCGAGAAUACUGAAUAUUCGCCCGGACUCAAUUGCACGAUCAGCGGAUUCGGCAGUAUCGAGAUGGGAAAGACAAUGCAAUCGAAGGAUUUACGAUACGGCUGGGUGCCUCUGCUGGACCAGUCAAUAUGCCGAGCUAGUUAUGUUUACGGCGAAGGCGCUAUAAGCGAGGGAAUGAUGUGUGCCGGUUACCUUGACGAAGGUGUCGAUACAUGUGACGGCGAUUCCGGCGGUCCUCUGGCGUGUUAUCACAAUGGAGCUUUUACUUUAUAUGGCAUAACCAGUUGGGGACAGCAUUGCGGUAAGGCGAACAAACCUGGAGUUUAUGUCCGUGUAGCGCAUUAUCGCCGAUGGAUCGAUCAGAAGAUUAUAGAAUCAUUAGCAGGUAGAUAAAAGAUUUAUUGGAAUUAUAAAAUUCUCGAAUGUUUAAUAUAGUUCAAUGUACGCUAGUUAUUGUAGAUUCUUAAAAAAUAUUUUUUAAACUGUAGUACGUAUCGAUUCCACUUGUACCGGGCAAUCAUUACGUAUGACAAUUUUAUCAUCCACCUGUAAAUAUAAUAAUAAUUAGAUACUUGUCAUAUAUAUUUAUUGCUUUUAUCCUUUUGUUGCUGUGUCAUGCACGAAAGGCGCAUAGUAACCAGUCGGAGGUAAUUCUGUUAAUUUGCAGUUUAUUUCGUAAGACAUUUUCGUUUCUACAAUAAUUGUAAUUGCUGCUUUUGUGUUACAUGAUUGAGCCUAUUUUAUGUACAAUAGUCCCAACAUAUCUGACCCGAUUCAAUCCAAGGUGAUAACUCAGUGGAUGGCGUUUAUACAAAUUGAAUAAAAAAUGUAUGCAAUCGCGGAAGAAACGAUGCGUUUGCAACAUAAACUUACAUAGCUGAAUUACAAUAUUAUAUUGCUGUAUAGAUUUAGGCUGAUCGGACAAAAGCUAAUAGUUCCCCAUUGUUCGCUUAUUAAGUCACUUUUUAAAAGCAUAAAGACAUUAAAACAAUGAAAACUACUGCAAUCAAUAGCACGUAUAAAACAUUGAUCAAUAUAAAGUUUGAAUAGAUUUUUUCAUAGAUUUUAAUAUAAAGAUUAUACUUGAAGUCAUAAUCGUAUGUUUCUUGUAAAAAUCUAAAGAUUUGCAAAAAAAUAUAUAUCUCAAACAAUUGUACGAAUAUUUUUCUAUUCUUUACGAAAUUAAUUCGUACAUAUUUGUCAAUAUUUUGUAAUUUGAAAUUUAUUUCGGCCGCGAAUAACCCAAAGAUCAUGAUUUCCUUUGAAACAAUCCUCAUAAAACCGAAAGUUAAACUCUUGCUCUUUCGAGCGUUCAUUAUAUUGACUUUUGUUAUAUUUACGGAUACUUGCGAACAAAAAGAAACUUACAAAUCACACAGAGUACAUAUGAUUAAAGUUUUCUAUUGGCAAGAAAUUAGUGAUCUCGAAUGACAAUGUUGUAAACGAGAUUUGACGCCAGAAUACGCUUAAUAUAAGAUUUUUUAGUGCAUAUGCAAAAGAAAGUGAUUAAAAAUUAUUAAAUACAUCGAUUGUACUUGCUAUAAAAUGACAAACAAAGAGUUCAUAGAAUUCUACAAAGAAGAUAUCCUAUCUACGUCACAUGGUGCGCAAUUAUAAUCUUAUGUCACUUAAGGGAAUGUCGAUCAAGAAUACGCUUAGCAUGGAAAUUAAUAUUAAAUCUAAUUUAAAUGCGCUUAAUUUAGGCAUAAAGUGGCCCGAAUCUGUGUCGCUGAAAAAUAUAUGUUAUAUUGAUAUAUGUGGAAGAGAUGUAAUAAUAAACUCUUAAAAUAUAUAAUA
Molecule: messenger RNA, 9286 nt
Organism: Linepithema humile (Argentine ant)
Lineage: Eukaryota; Metazoa; Arthropoda; Insecta; Hymenoptera; Formicidae
Gene: teq
Product: Tequila
Biological process (GO): proteolysis
Cellular component (GO): membrane; extracellular region
Molecular function (GO): serine-type endopeptidase activity; chitin binding; protein binding
Source: RefSeq, a predicted model, not a curated record